GUACUUUUAGUGUCGUCAUCGCCGUCAUCAUUGGCGUCAAGGCUGUGAAGGGUUUUUGUCGUGUUUAGAUUUGGCCGUUUAGACCCAGGUUUUAGUUUGGAUUUCUUUAUUAGAGUUCCGUUGGUGAAGACAUUAUACGUGGCCGUCUCGACGGCCGGCGAUCCAGACAAGUUGUCAUUAUGUCAGCUGAACAGUUGUCAGAAGACACGUCUGGCGAUGUGCUUGAGUACAUUGCAUCCAGUGGCUGGUACAUCAGUUUGGCCUUGGUUGGAAUCUACUUUUUGUACAAAAGAUACGAAUCUCAUUUUCACACCUGGCGACAACAGAGUCCGUCCACAAAUCACGAAGAUCCGGCUGCAAUACUGAGCAGACAGGAAGCUAUGGAGAUAGCACGGCAAAGAAUGCAAGAGCGCCAGGAUCAGCUUAGUGAACAACACAAAGAAAAGCAAAGAGAGCUGGAGGAAAAGAAGAGGCAAGAAAAAAUUGCUAACUGGGAGCAAACACAACAAGGCGGAAGCUCCGGAAGAAAACUUGGUUCCUCUCAGGACGAGCCGUCUUCGCAGAGCAUUCGCCGAAAACCAACAAGUUCCAGCGAUGAUAGGUUACGGGGAACGAGCUUUAAUCCCCUGAUGGGCCACGGCAGCGGAACCAGUUACAGACCUGCGCGGCGAAACUUUUCUCAGGGCGGAUGAGGCUAAGCACCGGUUUACAGUGUGUCGCGUGCCACAGUGUGCUUAUCCUGGCAUGCGCAGCAAGGUGAACCAUACUCUAUGUGCACUUUCAACAGCCUGCUGCCAGCGUCUGUGCUGUCACACAUGACGUGCAUGUUAGGUUAUAAUUUUGUCGUCUUUGUCGAGAAUUGUUGCAUAUAGUAGUCGCAUGAUAAUGUCAACAUUAGUGUAAUUGGUACAGUUCAAGGCUUCUGUCCUGAAUACCUCCCUAAAUUUUAUGGCCAUUAUAAAAACUAAUGCUUUGUGACUAGAAUGUUAUAACUGGCAGUAAGAAAAUGCUUGCAUUUUUAAAAACAUAGCACGACAACAUGCUCACUAACUGUUUCGAGUGCUGAAAUUAAAUGAGGAAAAAAAAAAAAAAAGUGGAGCACGCGCAUUUGUUUUAGCAUUGACUGGCAGAAAAUGAAACCAGAACUGUAAAUGGUUUGAUCCAGUGGUUUUGGCAGAUGUGGGCUGUUGGAAUGUAUCAAAUUUUUCUGUUUACCGCUUACAGCUUUUAUGACCCCUUUCGUGCAAUGAUGACGUGUCUGUAUAUUGCGGUCACAACAUAUGCAAAGAAAUAUAAGACACAGAACGAAAAAGUUGUUGCACAAGUUAUUUAUCACAGGCAUCAACACCUGGUGCACACUUGAAAAUGUAUAGGAACACUCCACCGUUAGUAGUGUAUACAAUGUAUAGUGCUCCAUACAAACCAUUGCACAGUGAAACACACACCACAGUCCCUAUCCAAAGUAAUUUUUGGUUAAGCUCAAGCCCACACACUCUUGCGGGGACACACAACUGGAAGAGCUACAAGCAUUCUGCAGCUGGGCCCGGCAGUUGUCCCUGUAUGCGCAGGUUAUAGCCGAUGAACAAUAAAUACCAGUCCACACUUGAAUGGA
Messenger RNA from Ornithodoros turicata, 1612 nucleotides. Its product is annotated as selenoprotein S-like. Bases 180 to 692 code for a protein of 170 amino acids. NCBI's taxonomy places the organism in Eukaryota, Metazoa, Arthropoda, Arachnida, Ixodida, Argasidae. Gene Ontology annotation, biological process: retrograde protein transport, ER to cytosol; endoplasmic reticulum unfolded protein response. The record is from RefSeq and is a predicted model, not a curated record. The transcript has 4 exons. Gene Ontology annotation, cellular component: Derlin-1 retrotranslocation complex; endoplasmic reticulum membrane; Derlin-1-VIMP complex.